GUUAUCUUAAAAAAAAACAAAUAAAAUUCUCUCAAAUACUGAACACCAGAGGCAGAGGGUUUUUCUCUCCCCUUUUCUCUCUCUCCAUCUCUCAAUUUACAGUUCAGGGUUUGGUCCUGGAUCCUGGCUUCGGUUGAUGAAGAAGGGGUUUCUGCUUUUUAGGGUUCCCUACUGAUGGAACUGUGUAGCCAUUUCCUGGUGAUCAGAUGGUUUGCUUCUUUUCUUUUGAUCGCAUUUGUGUCUGUUUAGAGUGAAUUCAUAUCAUUUGAGCAGUGCCAAAUAUAAUUUGGCCCCAGAAAUUAGAUUAGGCUUAUUGGGUUUUGAUUUGGAGGUUAAAUCUUGGAAGUUUAUUUCUAUUCUUCUUCACCAAGUGGAUUUUCGCUUCUUCUUUUUGAUUGGCUGGAAUCUUUUGGAGCUCUCAAUUGUCUGAAAGAAACAAGGGAAAAGGAAAUUGGGAUUUCAGUUUUAGAUGAUAGCCGUUUAUUUCGUGGAGCUGGAAAUCUGGAGGAUGAUAAAUUUUCUGAAUUUUCUAAUUGAAGGUUGUUCAGUGUAGUAGUUUUACAGGAUGUUGCCUUGUGUUAUUAGGGAUAAUUAACCUCUUCUUUGUUCAAGGUUAUUUGAUUGUUUAUUUUCUGCUGGUGUGCUUGUUGUGAGAAAAGAAAUGGAAAAGGAGCUAGUCUAUGUUGAAGGAACUAAUAUGUAUGUGGGUGAUGAUGUUAACCCUGAAGAGUCCUUUUGUGCUGAAAUGGAAAUUGAAGAAAACGAAAUUGGGAGUCCAAAGAAUGAAAUUCAAAGGUUGACACCAGAGAAGGGUGAGGGAAGCAAUGUAGUUUUCUCGAGAGAAGGACCCCUUAUAAGUAAAGAGUCAAAAAGGUGUGGUGUGUAUCGUUGUGGGGCAAAGAAACUCAAGUCGCAUGCAGUUGUAACUGAAUCUGAGAUAGGAAAGAAAGAGAAUUCUGGCCAUGACAAGAAACUCACUAAACAAGACAGGAUUGAGUUAGGUCGGUUGUUUCAGGGUGCAGUAAGUUCCCAUGAUUGGGAGCUUGCUGAAAGUUUGAUUCUGUUGGCGGAUCCGCAGACUCUUAAUGAUGCCUUGUGCAUCACCCUGGACUCAAUCUGGUUUUUGAGCACACAGCUAGAGCUUCAUGGGAUAACUGGAUUGAUUAAGAAGAUAAUUGCUAAUGGUGCUUAUGACUUCACAAGAGCUGCUCUUAGGACUUCAUUUCUGGCUUCAUGUGUUUCUGCCUGCCAAAGCCGAACAAUGAGUCUUGCAGAUACAGUUAAUGUGAUGGCUCAAAGGUUGCAUGAGCGUCUCCAGGAAUGCAAUGGGGAUGAGGUCUUGAAAGCAGAAGCUGGUGCCAAGGUUCAAAAGUUUACUGAAUGGGCUUUAAAAUGUAUAGGGUUUCACUCUCGUUGCCAGGGGAAUAGGGAUAGAGUGAGUCAUAACUCAGCUAUUGAGAUUCAACUCCAAUUAUCUGCAUUCAAGACUUUUUUAGACCUCGCUGGUAAUCAACUCACGGGAAAGGAUUUCACGGAGGCCUUCGAUGCAGCUUGUUUUCCUCUUACUUUGUUCUCUAGCUCAUUUGAUCCUGGUUGGGCAUCUGGGAUAUCAGCUACUGCAAUACAAGGAUUGUUGGGUAUGCUGGUUGAAGGUGGUGCAGACAAUGUCAACCAAUGUUUUCUUGAAGCCUCUCGUUUUGGAAGUACAGAACUUGUGCGCAUCUUAUUGCAGAUUGCCCAGAGGAACAGCUUGGAUGUUGAUGUUGAUCUGGCCCUUGGGUUUGCUUCUCAUUACUGCAAAAUAGGUACAAUGGAAUGUCUAGUGGAAGAAGGCAAUGCUAUAGCAUUUUUAGGUCCUUUGAUGAGAGCAGCUGAAAGGGGCUGUAUGCUAGUUGUACAGUGGUUUGUGAACAGAGGUUGCCGUGACAUGGAACUAUGUCUUGCCCUUACAGCUGCCACUUCCAGUAGCCAAGUUGAUGUUGCUGCAUAUCUUCUCCCUCAUGUACCUCAGCAUGUUCUUGCAGCCCUCAGCAUUGAAAUUCUCAAGGCUGCUGGUGAGCGAAGUGGUGGGUCACUUGAUGGUGUGGCGUUUCUCCUCCGUUCUGAUUUCCUAGGCGACCCUGUUGCUACUUAUGCUGUUGCAGACAGCAUUGCUAGGUCCGAUGAUGAGGCUGUUGCCCCUGAGCUAAGGGCUUUUCUUCGGGAGCACUGGUCGGAGGCAGCUUUCUUGGAUGGAUUAAAGCAAGGGCAAGAACAUUAUAUGAAUCUAAUGAUGAUUUUGAAUUGGGGUAGCUCUCCGAUGUGCAUAAGAGAUCUGCCUGGCCCUCUCAGGGUGGCAAUUGCUUAUCUUCCACUCUAUCGGGAGUGUGUUGCAGCAGGUGGUUGUUUAUUUUCACAAAGGUUAAGGGGACAGCUUGUUGAAGCUGUGAGACGGCUGGGAGGUGGGUCCUUAGAAGGGGUUAGUCAGGGCAGAGAGCUCUUGGCUAUUUUGGAGCAUUACCUUCCUCCAUUUUUGGUUCACGCCCAAAGUAUUGGCUAGAAGAUUUUGCCAUGCAGAUUUUCACUACAGUUUUCCCCUUUGUACCUCACAUAUGCUAUAGACAAUAAAAAAAGAAAAAAAAAGAAUAUAUCUCAGCAGUAAGGCUACGAAGCUUUUAAGGUUUGCCAAUUUUCUUUUCAUGAUGUGAUUGGCUAAAUCCUACCUAGUUUUCUCUGCAAAAUCUCUAUAGCAUAUACAUCAUAUAUAUAUUUAUAUAUCAUCUGUUAAUGGAUGCGAAUGAUGAUCUGUAAUAUAUAUGACACAGAGCAACUGUUGUCACAAAGGGUUGAUAUAUGGUGCGAAUGUAUAUUAGCCGAGUAUAAAUCUUUUCUUUUUCUUUUU
Molecule: messenger RNA, 2881 nt
Organism: Jatropha curcas
Lineage: Eukaryota; Viridiplantae; Streptophyta; Magnoliopsida; Malpighiales; Euphorbiaceae
Product: ankyrin repeat protein SKIP35
Source: RefSeq, a predicted model, not a curated record